Molecule: messenger RNA, 1212 nt
Organism: Cladocopium goreaui
Lineage: Eukaryota; Dinophyceae; Suessiales; Symbiodiniaceae
Source: the annotation of a GenBank genome assembly
AUGUUCUUCAUUCCAGGAGGCCUCCCUGGCCCUCAAAUUCCUGGCCCGGGUGAUGAAGAUGAGGAUGGCCGAGCAGCUCCAAGUCCACAGGUGGACACAUGUCGCUUCUACGACCUUCUGGGCGUAGGGAAAGAUGCCACACCAUCAGAGAUCAAGAAGGCCUACCACAAAAAAGCGAUGCGUUUGCAUCCGGACAAGGGUGGCGACCCCGACGAUUUCAAAGAGCUGCAACGUGCUUUUGAGGUGCUGAGCGAUGAAGAAAAACGAAAGAGAUAUGAUCACACUGGAGAAGAAGGACUGGACAGUGAUGCGAAUGAUCAGGAUCUGCUGUCCCACAUCUUUGGAAAGGGCCGCAACAAGCCCGGGAGGCCCAAGACCAAAGAUGUCGUGCGUCCCAUUUGGGUCACUCUGGAGGAGCUGUACACGGGCGUGAAUCGCAGGCUGCCAAUUACGCGCAAGGUGUUGGAUCCUUCCGGAGAAAGUUGCAAGUGCGAUGCUUGCGAUGGCAAGGGCGUAGCGAUCCAGGUUCUUCGCAUGGGCCCUAUGGUCCGACAGGUGCAACAGACCUGUGAGAAGUGCAGUGGCAAAGGCAGCUGUCACAAAAUGCAAAACGUCCGCGAGGUGCUUGAAGUCUUUGUCGAGAAAGGCUCACCAAAUGGCCACAAGAUCACCAUCCAUGGCAAGGCUGAUGAAGCGGAUGGAUGUGAAGCUGGCGAUGUGGUGGUAGUCGUCCGAGAGCAGGAUCAUCCGAAGUUCAUGCGGAAGGAGGCAGACCUCUACUACUCAGUGGAGCUCUCUCUUUCGGAAGCACUCACUGGCUUCAGGUUGGUGGUGCAGCACUUGGAUGAUCGAAAACUGCUGGUCCGAAGCAAACCUGGGGAGGUUUUGCGACCCAGACGCAGUGGCUUAGUCCUCAAGGCGGUGAAAGGUGCAGGGAUGCCAAUCCAUCAGGACCCGUUCAACUUUGGAAACCUUUUCCUGGUCGUCACCCUUCGCUUUCCCGAGGUUAUGUCAGAAGCCACUGGAACAGCCUUGAAGUCAAUGCUGGGCAUCAAGGAAGCUGCAGGGGAGAGCCAAGAGGACCUUGAGGAAGUUUUCUGCGAAGACAUCGAUCCACUCUCCUCGGCAAAGAGCUCCAAGAAAGUCACGACUCAGGCAUAUGAUGAGGACGAUGAGGAGCACCAUCAUGGCAUCGAAUGCAAGCACCAAUGA